AUGAACGUUCAGGAUCAGUGCGCUGUGAACAAGGCCCACGCCAUGGUCCUCGUUGUCAGGCCGCAGAGAGGCGACGUCGUUCCGGCGUUCAACGUCAGUGAAAACAUCACGCCAUUACACGACGGAGGGUGGCCGGACGAGCUCGAUGAAGAGUUUUCCGAGAACUUUGUAAGGGCCGUUACCGUACUGGGAUACCUUUACACCUUCUUCAUACCGAUGCUCAUAGUGCUGGGCCUGGUUGGAAACGGCCUGUCUUUCGUCACGUUCCUCUUCACGCGACUCAAAGUGCGGGCGUCCAGCUUCUACCUCGGAACGCUGGCACUGUCAGACUUUGGGUAUCUCUUUCUCAUGGCAUUCGUCUGGCUGGACAAGCAAGGGGUGAAGAUGCUGAACAAGCGAGGCAUGUGUCAAGGCAUCCUCUACCUUUCGACAGCGUUCAGUUUCUGGUCAGUGUGGCUCACUGUGACCUUCACCGCUGAACGCUGCUUCGCCGUGCAGUGUCCCCUGUGGAGGCUCCAGCUAAGCACCACAUGCCGCGCCCGUAUCACCGUCGGCGUGACGGCAGCUGCCUCCCUCUUGCUCAACUCGUACCUUCUCCUGCUUACCGACGUCAUUGUUGAAGACGGCGUGUCGGCCUGCCAUCACAGACCCGAGUUCAAGCAAAUUCUGCAUUACACCAACAUCAUGGACACUGUUGUCACUCUCGUAGUGCCCUUCAUCUUAAUCGUUAUCAUGAACUUUAUGAUCGGUCGUGCUCUGUACCUGUUCAACACACGGCGCAGACUUCAGCGAAUCGGCAGGGCACAAAUGAACUCGGCAGACGCCGACAACCGCAACACUUUGAGCGGCUGCUCGUCGUCGGCCAGCAACAAGGCCAUUCCCACCACGGUGUCCGCCAAUGGAUGCACGCAGCUCCAGCACCAGUACCCCGAGCGGCUCCUGACCAGUCCCAGUCAGAUCAGCGUGUCGCGGAUGCUAUUCCUCGUCUGCACCGUGUUCAUCAUACUCAACCUGCCCAGCUACGUCGUGAGGAUUCACGUAUUCGUGCUCUCCGUCAGCAACCAGCCGGUGCCGGACUACAUCCUGCUGCUGCAACGCUACUUCAUGCUCCUCUACUACACCAACUUCGCCGUCAACUUCAUCCUGUACAACCUGGGGAGCCGCAUUUUCCGGCGUGUGAUGAAGCAGUUCGUGGCCAGCAAGUGGAGCGCCGUCAGGUCGCUGUGCCGCCCCACGGAGGCUUACGACUCCAGCACCGGUGCUGGGGAUGCGGUCACGGGCUCGCCCAAGCCCCGCCAGAACAAGGAGGCGCACCAUGCGGCGGGCCGGCACCAGGCGCCCAGGAAAACGUGA
This is a messenger RNA of Rhipicephalus microplus (southern cattle tick), 1353 nucleotides long. RefSeq lists its product as uncharacterized. Gene Ontology annotation, biological process: G protein-coupled receptor signaling pathway. Gene Ontology annotation, cellular component: plasma membrane. The record is from RefSeq and is a predicted model, not a curated record. Lineage: Eukaryota; Metazoa; Arthropoda; Arachnida; Ixodida; Ixodidae. Gene Ontology annotation, molecular function: G protein-coupled receptor activity.